Messenger RNA from Annulohypoxylon truncatum, 1984 nucleotides. Its product is annotated as FAD/NAD(P)-binding domain-containing protein. NCBI's taxonomy places the organism in Eukaryota, Fungi, Ascomycota, Sordariomycetes, Xylariales, Hypoxylaceae. Gene Ontology annotation, cellular component: mitochondrion. The record is from RefSeq and is a predicted model, not a curated record. The coding region runs from base 477 to 1817 and encodes 446 amino acids. Gene Ontology annotation, molecular function: FAD binding; sulfide:quinone oxidoreductase activity. The transcript is spliced from 6 exons.
GGAGGCUUACAGUUUGGGAUUAGGGAUUAAAUCUAUAUUUAAAACGUCCGUAACUUCUUAGGAUAAUUACCAUCGAUUGUCUUUUUCCAUUAUACACACCAUAUUACAACUAGAGUCCAUUGCUAUCGAUUUUUGAAUAUCCCUCAGCACCCUGAUACAGUCAUAUCGAAAAUUCUGCAUAAUGAAGCUGUUGGAAUUGCACUAGCAAGAAUGUCCACGGAACAUUGACAUUUGCAAGUUCCAAUUAUAUUUUGUGAAGUUCACUUCUUUCAAGAUACGGAUAAGUUAACACUUGAAAUACGUACCUAGUAGCUUAGCGCGAUAAUGUGCGUAUACGGAUAUUGCGUGCUUUCACGUGACCGCCACCUCUUCCUAUUUUCCAGACUAAAUAAAACUUGUGAUCAAUCAGCUCCGAGUUUCAGAUUUUCAGUUCUGCGUCGCCCAAUCAUAGACCCCAAUCAAACAUAUCUCGAAAUAUGGCGGGAGUUGCCAUGCUUCGUCCCCUUGCAAGGGCUCCGAUUAGAGGUCUUGCAAGAAAUUAUGCCACGAUACCGGCGAAGGCUCAUCAUCGUGUUGUAGUCGUUGGAGGAGGAACUGCCGGCGUAACAGUCGCAGCUCAGUUACAACGAACUCCCGAGUUCGAGAAUAAAGACAUCGCCAUCCUAGACCCAGCACAGACGCAUCAUUAUCAGCCCGGAUGGACACUUGUCGGUUCAGGCUUAAGGUCCCUUGAGGAUAUGCAGAGACCCCUUUCCAGCGUGAUUCCGAAGGGCGUCAAGCACUAUCCUCUACGGGUAUCUACUUUUGACCCCGCAAAUAACUCCAUCAAGACAUCUGAAGGAGUUAACGUUUCAUACGACUACUUGAUUGUUGCUCCGGGCCUCGAGACCAACUUUGCCGGGGUGUCGGGUCUGGAACAAGCUCUACAAGACCCCGCUAGCCAAGUAUCGUCUAUAUACUCGGAGAAGACAGUUGAGCAGGUCUGGAGAAAUAUACAGGCUUUCAAAAAGGGGCCAGCUAUCUUCACUCAACCUGCCGGAAUCAUAAAAUGUGCCGGUGCCCCUCAAAAGGUUAUGUGGAUGGCUCUUUCGCAAUGGAAGCGAGAUGGCGUGCGAGAUAAUAUUGAUAUUACUUUUGCUACUGGAGGUCCCUCUAUGUUUGCUGUUCCAAAGUACUCACAGGCUCUUGACGAGCUGCGUAAGCAACGAAACGUCGAGGGUCUCUUCCAGCACAACCUCGUAAAGGUGGACCCGAAAACCAAGGUCGCAACAUUUAAAAACUUAGAUGGGGGUGCCAAAGGGGCGCUUGUGGAGAGAGAAUUUGGAUUCCUGCACGUCGUACCACCGCAGAAGCCGUUCGAUUUCGUCGCCAAAUCAGAGUUAGCUGAUGCCGCGGGAUGGGUUGACGUUGACAAAUCCACAACCCAACAUACGAAAUUUAAGAACGUUUUCUCUCUUGGCGAUGCAUCCAGCCUUCCUAAUAGUAAAACUGCGGCUGCAAUUACAGCACAAGCACCGGUUUUAAUAGACAACCUGCUUGCAACUAUGAAAGGCAAGGAACUUAAGGCCUCAUACGACGGUUAUGCAAGUUGUCCGCUUCUCACCGGCCAUAAUGAACUUAUGCUCUGCGAGUUCAAAUAUGGUGGCAUACCUAAGGAGACCUUUGCAAACAUACUCGGAGGUCAGGAAUCCCCUAAUCGGUUAUUCUACCAUUUGAAGAAAGAUUUCUUCCCGUAUGUUUACUGGAGCCAUUUCGUUAAUGGCACUUGGUACGGACCGAGUGCAUUUUUCAAGCCUGAUACCACGGUUAAGGCUUAACUUAAGCUCAACCAUGUUCAACAGCCUCUGCGAUACAGACUCUAGAUCGCUCUUGUACAUAGAACUUCCGUAGAUACCACAUUAAUCCGUUCUUGCUAAGAGGCAUAUAAGGAAUGUUAGUGAAAAUGUAUGUGCUCAGGACUUGCGUUACUAGUUGGAGGUACCCC